CAUUGUUUAAUUAAAUAGGAGAGUUUGAUUAAUUUGUCUUAGUAGCGUUUUACGCGUGGUACGCUAUAAUUGGUGUUAUUUGAACUCGGGAUUGCUGUAUUCUUUACGUUUCCAUAUAAAGGCAGCAAAAAUGGGUAAAUCUACCAGAGGAAGAAAGAAUGCUGAGAAAGAGAGAAAAAUGGCAGCUUUCUUAAAAGACUACGACAGUGAAGUUGAAAGCAUAUUGGAAGCUUUAAAGGUCAAAAGAGACAAUCUUCACAAAGAAAUUGAAAACACAUACAACCUUGCCAUCAUUAAGCUUCCACUAAGUGUACGACAAAUGAAGUGGAUUGAUUAUUUUGCUGCUGGAGGACAAUCUAAAGCUGUUGAAGCAGUAGCAAAGGCAGAAGCCAAUAUUGGUGAAGAUAUAAACUUUAUUGCUGAACUCAAGACCCAACACAAAUCAGCACUUAAAGCCACCUGUAAAAAAGGCAAUGGAAUGGCUUCUGAUGAAGAAAAUGUGCCACCCGAUUCAAUUUUAAAAAAGGUGAAACCAAGCACUAAGAAGCCUCCAACUUCUAAGAAAAAAGUCCUAUCCGUGAAACUGAGUUCUGGCAUUAGAAAGUCUAACAGAAAAGCUGUAACUACACCUGGUAGAGCUACACAGAAUGAUUCUAUAAUGGGACUGACAACUUUUGUUACACCACAUCUUGAGCCAAGGUUAAUGACAUCAACGGUAGAUAAUACUAAGAGAUGCAGGAAAAAGGCUUGUAACAUGACGGUAAAUGAGAGCUCUGUUUUAGAAAAUGAAGUAUUCAUCAAUAUUCCUAUGAAAAAUGGAACGAGCAUUCACAUCUCUGCAAAUGAAAUGCAUACAUUUGAUCCUGCACAGCUUGAUCCUCAGACUUUAGGGACCCUCAAAAUGCUGUUGAAAUGGCUUACAAAAUGAAGAGCACCAAGACUUGAUCUCUUUUCUUCAAGAAAACGAAAUGUAUAUAAAUCCUUUUAAUCCAUUCCUGUUAAAACCAUUAAUCCUUUUAAUAUUUUUUUUUUUUUUAUCUUCUAAGCACGUUUCAACGUGUAAAAGAAUUUUAUCAUGUUUGUGUAUUUAUAUAUACAUGAAGAGACGCGUUUUCUUAAGUUUUGUUUUGGUUUAGUUUGUACUUUUUAAAUAGUUGCUCCUCAGCCCAUUUCUUCGACUGAAUAAGUUUUAGAAUAUUUCAUUGCUUUGUGUUUAGUUUUGCGGAUUUCCAUGUUAUAGAAAUGUACGCACUGUAAUUACCGCCUUGCAUCUGAUACUUUUUCGUGAAUAUACUAUAUGUAUAUUUGUGAAUGUUUUUCAUAGAAAUAUUGUAAAAACGAAGACAAUUUACAACAAAACGUCAAGCACAGCAGUUGUAAAUAUUGUAUUAAAUUUGUGCAAAGAAGGA
Molecule: messenger RNA, 1409 nt
Organism: Erpetoichthys calabaricus (reedfish)
Lineage: Eukaryota; Metazoa; Chordata; Cladistia; Polypteriformes; Polypteridae
Gene: cdca8
Product: cell division cycle associated 8
Exons: 11
Coding region: 131-928 (265 amino acids)
Biological process (GO): mitotic sister chromatid segregation
Cellular component (GO): chromosome passenger complex; spindle midzone; chromosome, centromeric region
Source: RefSeq, a predicted model, not a curated record